Molecule: messenger RNA, 988 nt
Organism: Schizophyllum commune H4-8
Lineage: Eukaryota; Fungi; Basidiomycota; Agaricomycetes; Agaricales; Schizophyllaceae
Product: HAD-like protein
Exons: 2
Coding region: 115-852 (245 amino acids)
Source: RefSeq, a predicted model, not a curated record
UGAGAUCGCUGCAGGAUCAGUACACCCAUCUACCCAGUUGCUGCCACCCACGUACCUGGCACUCAGUACACAACAAACCUAUCUAUCACCCCUGUUGAAGUACCGGAUAUCACAAUGCCUGCUGUCAAGUGCUUGCUUUUCGACUGCGACAACACUCUUGUCCUUUCGGAGCCUCUCGCCUUUGCAUCAUGCGCUGACCUGCUGAACGAAAUCCUUGAGAACCACGGUCGCUCCGAGCGCUUCACGGGUCCAGAACUUAUGAGCACCUUCGUCGGCCAAAAUUUCCGCGGCAUGAUGGGUUCCCUGCAAGAGAAAUACGGCUUCACCAUGACGGACGCCGAGCUCGACUCCUACGUCGCCCGCGAGCUCGAACACACCGUCGAGAAGCUCGAGGCCGCCGCGGAGCCCUGCGCCGGCGCGAUCGAGGCGCUCGAGCGGCUGCAGGCAUCGGGCAAGUACCAGCUCGCGGUCGUCUCGUCCUCCGCGCUCUCGCGCGUGAAGGCGUCGCUGAAGAAGGUCGACAUGGAGCGCUUCUUCGCGCCGGAGCACGUGUACUCGGCCGCGACGAGUCUGCCCGUCCCAACGAGCAAGCCGAACCCGGCGAUCUACCUGCACGCGUGCAAGGAGCUGGGCUACAAGCCCGAGGAGUGCGUCGCGAUUGAGGACAGCAAAUCUGGCGCGACGGCGGCGAAGAACGCGAAGAUUCCGCUUGUGGGGUAUGUUGGGCCGUAUGAGGACGAGGAGGAGAGGGUCAAGAUGCGGAAGGUGCUGUCGGAGGACUGCGGGGCCGUGGCAAUACUAGAGCACUGGAAGGACUUUGAGGAGGUGCUGAAGAAGAUUGAGAGCGCGUAGAUGAGGAGCAGGUCGUAUCAUCGGCCUCCAUAGAGAGAAGGACGACGCGACCAGUAGGAUAUCGAUCGCCAUCGUCCCAAUGAACAACGAUGAUGUACAUGAUGGCAGGAAGAAAGGAGCGAUACCAUGCCCUCUC